Molecule: messenger RNA, 885 nt
Organism: Trypanosoma theileri
Lineage: Eukaryota; Euglenozoa; Kinetoplastea; Trypanosomatida; Trypanosomatidae
Product: titin
Exons: 1
Coding region: 1-885 (294 amino acids)
Source: RefSeq, a predicted model, not a curated record
AUGAUAAUGAUGAUGCGCUACGUGCUGUGUAUCCUCGCUCUCCUGCUCUCAUGUGCGUGUGUGUACGUCCUCGCUGAAGAAGUGCCUGCCGCCGAUCUUUCCGACCAAGUCCCUGAUACGGAGAGUGAGACAAAGAUUAGUUGUCCUGAAGGUACUCCUGAUGCCCAACUUCCUGAAAAGAAAUGUCCUCAAAAGCAAGAAGCUCCUCCUGCUCAUGUACCUGAGGUACCAAAAGAAGUUGUUCCUGAGAAAAAGGUACCGCCUGCUCCUCCUAAAAAACCCGAAGUUCCUCCUGAAAAAGUACCAGAGGUUCCUAAAGAGGUGGUUCCUGAGAAGAAAGUACCAGCUCCUUCUCAAAACCACGAAGGUCCUCCUGCUAAAGUACCGGAAGUUCAAAGUCAUCAUGGAGAUAAUGGUAUUCCUGGUCCUCGUGACGGAAUUGCUGAAACGGGUGACGCUGCUCUUCGUGGUCAAGCUGCAGUUUCUGCUACUGCGCCUACAGUUAACAGCCAACCAGAAAACAACGACAACAACACUUCAGCAGGUGGAAGGGCAGCUUCACAAGGAAGUGGAGCACCACAACCUUCUUCCUCUUCUCCUAGCAGUUCAGCCACAGCAAGUGACGGAGCUGCGGAUACUGAAACUACGCGGACAGAGAGCGGAACUCCAUCUGCAGGGAGUGAAUCAACAAGUACCCAAGAAGAGGUUGCCGGAAAUGCAGAUACAACCACCACCACCACAACAACAACAACAACAACACUUCCUCCUGAACUCACAAACAACAAGAAGGGUGAUGCAGACAGCAGCAGCAGUAUCAGCAGUUCUGUGUGGGUGCGUGUGUCACUACUGAUUGUGGUUACACUGGCCUGUAUUCUUGUGUGCUGA